AUGCCUAAGGUUUCCACCAAGGACGACAAGAAGGUCGCCAAGCGCGGCAAGAAGGACCCUAACAAGCCCAAGCGCGCCCUCUCCGCCUACAUGUUCUUCGUCCAGGACUGGCGUGAGCGCAUCAAGUCGGAGAACCCCGACGCCGACUUUGGCUCGGUCGGUCGUCUCCUCGGUGCCAAGUGGCAGGAGAUGAGCGCCUCGGAGAAGAAGCCCUACGAGGACAAGGCCCAGGCCGACAAGGACCGCGCCGCCAAGGAGAAGGCCGAGUACGACGCCGCCAACGGCAAGAAGAAGCGUAGCGCCAAGGUCCAGGAGGACUCGGACUAA
Trichosporon asahii var. asahii CBS 2479 is the source of this 327-nucleotide messenger RNA. RefSeq names its product nonhistone protein 6. Lineage: Eukaryota; Fungi; Basidiomycota; Tremellomycetes; Trichosporonales; Trichosporonaceae. The coding region runs from base 1 to 327 and encodes 108 amino acids. The transcript is spliced from 2 exons. The record is from RefSeq and is a predicted model, not a curated record.